Molecule: messenger RNA, 2016 nt
Organism: Myzus persicae (green peach aphid)
Lineage: Eukaryota; Metazoa; Arthropoda; Insecta; Hemiptera; Aphididae
Exons: 1
Coding region: 1-2016 (671 amino acids)
Molecular function (GO): catalytic activity
Source: RefSeq, a predicted model, not a curated record
AUGCUGGACACUACCCAAAAUUACAAUAUUGCUAUACUAGCUUUACAAGAGGUUAGAUGGCCUGGUGAAGGAAACAUAAAAAAGGACGAUAAAACAAUUUUCUAUAGUGGUAACAGAAACGGAAAGUACGAAAAUGGAGUAGGAUUUGCAGUAAGUGAGCCUAUCUUAACACAUGUCAAAACAUUUCAAGCAAUAAAUGAACGCAUAUGCUACAUACGAUUAACAGGACACAUAUUUGACAUAGUAAUAAUUAACUGCUACGCACCAACGGAAGAAAAAGGAGAGGAUAUCAAAGAAAGUUUUUACGAAGAACUAGAUAGAGUAUGGGAUUUAAUACCCAAUUACUGUGUUAAAAUUGUACUUGGAGACUUAAAUGCUAAAGUGGGAAGAGAGGAGAUGUACCAACCAACCAUAGGUCGAGAAAGUCUCCAUGACAAAAGUAAUGACAAUGGCACACGCUUAAUUAACUUCUGUAUGACUAAUGGAUUGACCCUAAGUAGCACAUACUUCCCCAGAAAAGACAUUUAUAAACAAACAUGGAUAGCACCAAAUCGAGUGGUAAAGAACCAAAUAGACCAUAUAAUGAUACAAAAUAAACAGAAAGGAUACAUACAAAAUGUCAGAAGCUAUAGGGGUGCCGAUGCAGACUCUGAUCACUAUUUAGUCAUAGCAAGAUUCGCAUUAAGACUUUCAGAAAAAAGAAGAACAACCAAUAUAAAAUCAUCAAUAAAAUACACUAUUGAAAAACUUAGAGAAGAACAGAUACACGAGUUUUAUAGACAAACCACACAUGAUGAAAUAUUAAAAUUAAUAACUGAAAGUAAUGAAGAAAAUAUAGAACAUACAUGGAAAAAUAUACAAACGACAGUUACAGAAGGAGCAAAAAAGUGCUUAGGAAUAUGCAAAAAUACUAAAAAGAAACCCUGGUUUAAUGCGAAUUGCAAAGAAAUUAUAGAUAAAAGAAAUAAAUUACGAGAAAUCGCACUAAAACAUCCUACAAAUGAAAAUAUAGAACAAUACACAGCAAGUAGAAAAGAAGCUAAUAAAAUACUAAGAAAAGAAAAAAGACUAGAAGAGAAAAGAAAGAUCGAAGAAAUGGAAAAUAACAGAUAUAACCCUAAACAAUUUUUCAAUACUAGUAAUACUAUUAAGCAAAGUUUUAAACAACAAACAUUAAUGAUAAAAAAUCAAGUAGGAGAGCUGGUCACAAAUAAAAGGGAGGUUGCAGAAGAGUUCAAAAGCUAUUUUGAUAAACUACUUAAUAAUACAACUAUUAGAACAAAUGAACACACAAAUAUGCAAUAUAGUACAGUGGAGCCAUACAUUAGCUCGCCCUCGAGAUCGGAAAUCAACGCAGCGAUUAAUAGACUGAAAAAUAAUAAGGCACCUGGAGAAAACCACAUAGUAGCAGAACUAGUGAAAAAUAGCGGAGAAGCAGUGAAAAAUGAAAUGUGGAAACUGAUCAACAUAAUUUGGGAAAAACAACAGAUACCUGAAGAAUGGAAUACAGCCAUAAUCUGUCCAAUAUUUAAGAAAGGAAAUAUACUAGAAACAAAAAAUUACCGAGGAAUCUCCCUUUUAGAUACCUGUUACAAAAUACUAUCUUCAAUCCUAUUAGAGAGGUUAACUCCCUUUGCUGAAGAAAUCGUUGGAAGAUACCAAUGUGGUUUCAGAAAAGGUAGAUCAACAACAGAUCAAAUUUUCAUUCUCAAACAAGUAAUGGAAAAACAUUACGAAUUUAAUAAAGACUUAUACAUGGUAUUCAUCGACUACAGGCAGGCAUACGAUAGUAUACAUAGAGAAGAGUUAUGGAAAGCCAUAAUUAGCUUUGGUAUCCCAAAGAAAUACGUUGAUAUGGUAAAACUCUGCAAUGCCAAGACCAUGUGUAAAGUAAAAUUUUUAGGAGAGCUGUCAUCGGAAUUCGAAAUUAACUCAGGACUACGGCAAGGCGAUGCCUUGUUCCCUGACACUAUUCAAUAUAGGUUUAGAGAAGGUCAUAAGAGAAUUAACACAUAG